Paralichthys olivaceus (Japanese flounder) is the source of this 3071-nucleotide messenger RNA. Lineage: Eukaryota; Metazoa; Chordata; Actinopteri; Pleuronectiformes; Paralichthyidae. The record is from RefSeq and is a predicted model, not a curated record.
UAUUAAAUCUUCAAAUAGUGCAUCAUGAAUACUUUUAUUAAUACAUUUAUUCCAAACUGUCUAAACUGCAGGUUUCUGCUGCAGCAAUUACACAACAAGGCCAGUGGAUGUCACUGUAUCCUCAGGUUUCAUGUGUGAGGCGGUGUCAGACUCUGAGUAGAAUCAUUCAGCAGGACCACAAUAGUCGCUCAGUCUUUUUAAAGCAGGAAACAUGGACUGUUCGGCUCCACUUUGACACAACCUGCAGCACAGGCAGCAUCUCCAGUCUCUCACCCUGUCCUCUGUCAGCGGGUACCUGUGUUGAAAUCACCGGUUGUGUUUCAGCCUAGACUUCACAGCAGCAGCUUGUUUUGCUGCUGCAUAAUUACAGGUUUAUUGCCCAGGCUGUGGAUCAAACUCUUCAAAUCUCCCGUUAGGCCCCAGCAGAGCCAAUGAGAUGCAGCGAUAACUGUGGUGACCAGCAACCGCUCAAUUAGUCACAACACCUUCUGGCUGACACAUCUCGGCCUGUUGCGUCACAGUUCCGCCAGUUUACCGUCCUCACGUUGCCUCGAGCUGUUUCAUGUUGAGGUUUCACAGUGAGGUCAGAAGCCGUGGAAGCUCCCUGACAGGGUUUGAGUUGGCAGCUGCAGCCUGGAUGUGAGAUCCAGCCUCGGUGUGCGAUGAGAGGACCUGCGCUCCCUCUGUGUCUGCUGCUCUGCAUAGUGGGAGCAGCUGUUCUCAGGACUCAUGGUGAAGUCACAGCCCCAGCCAGCCUGACUGCAGAGGCUGGCCAGCCCCUCCUGCUCAGCUGUAACAUCACCACGGCGACCGGCAACACCAUCCAGCAGGUCCGCUGGCUCAGCAGGCACGACAAGCUCCUCCUGGCCUACGAUCCACGCGUGCCGGUGCGCAUCAGCCACCAGGAGCCCAGCGUGCAGCUCACCGGGCACCACCACGAUGGCAGCUACAUCACCAUCACGAGGCUGAGGCACGAUGACGAGGGCUGCUACCGCUGCAUCUUUGACGUUUUUCCCAAGGGCUCACAAGAGGGCCAGACAUGUGUCAAAGUCACUGGUAAAGUGCGGCUGGCGGGCAACAAGACGGCCACAAGCGGAAACCCUAUCACCCUCUCCUGCCAGUACAGUCUCCCAGAGAGGGUGCUACAGGUGCUGUGGAGGAAGACGGCCGAGCAGGGCGACACCACCACCGUGGCUGCCUACAGCAAGCCUGGCCAACACAAGGUAGAGGAGCAGUUCAGGGGUCGGGUCAGCCUGAGCCGAACUCUGGACGACACCCAGCUGACCAUCCAGCCGGUCAGGACGGAGGACGAGGCCUGCUACACCUGUGAGUUCCACACGUUUCCGGAUGGCAGCAGAAGCGCCACAGCCUGCCUCUUUGUUUAUGUUUUACCCAAACCAGAGGUGACCCACGUGACCUCGUCAUCAGGGAUCACCGAGGCCAACUGCACAGCCCAGUCCCGCCCGGCAGCAGAUAUUAUGUGGGACAUCGGCGGGGACAACCGAACAAUUGGGCCACCCAUUUUGUCCGCCUACGACCAGGGUGACGGCACGACGAUAGUGACGAGCACGCUUCUCUUCCAGGCAGGGCUGCUCAGUGAGCACUCCGUCAAGUGCAUCGUGCAACACCAGGGUCUGGAGAAACCCCUGACGGUGCCCCUCAACACAAAGGUGAGUCCAGUCGUGGUGAUCCUCCUCUCGGUGUGCGGGGUGGUGGCCGUCCUCCUCCUCUGUCUGUGUGUGUGUCUCUGCAAGUGCUUAAUCUGCACAGACGACUGAUUUGCACCGCUGCUUUGAUGAAGGUCCAGCAGAGCUCUGAGUCUGACCUAGCUGCUCAGCGCUGUGCCGUCCGACUCAGCGCGCACAGGACGGGAACAAAGCUUUUUUCUGGGACAACCCUGCUGGCUCACUGCUAGACACAAAGGAAACAGAACUAAAACCACCUUGUUUAACACUAGAUUUUACACUUAUGGUAGAAAAGCUGCUAUAAUUAUUGACAAAAUCACUGUGAUCAGAAAAGAGUUGGGGUCAAAUGAAGCUUUCUAACCUUAAAGAUGUUUCAGUGUGAGGUUAGAUCAGUUCUGCUGUGUUAAAUGGAGUGAUAUGUUAUAUAUUUUUUUACAUACAGGUUGUAUAUAGAUAGAUUUUUGUUCGCUUCUGCUCUUAGUUUGAAGUAUUCUGACUGAAAUAUUAAUAUAAUCUAAAUAAUCUGUGUGACUGUUUUUUUCUGACCACAGCUGCCUCAUAUCUCCUCCGAUAUAAAAGUUUAUAAAACUGUAAAAGACUUCAACACAGUAAGAUAUAAGCAAGUACCUGAUUUUAAUAAAGGUCUGAAAUCCACAGGAAGGGAAGUGUGAUGUGAUCUUGCGUUCUUUAUUUCCAGUUAAAUAUAUGUGCAACACUGAUGCCUAAAAAGGCCUCGAUAGGAUUGAUUAAAAAGCAAACACAAUUUAUCGACACUUUUCCACUGUGGACCUCCAAAAUGUCCACAAAUGUUUUCACUUUGUAAAUUACAGGAAAUCAAAAACAGAGCAGUGGAGCUGAGGCUAAAAUCAGUUUGUGUGCGUGUGCGUGUGCAUGGAUCAUUAUAAAGUAUUUCAUGACCUAGUUGUACCAUACACGGAAAAAUAUAUUAUCACAGACGGGUUUUUUCAAUUUGAAGUCAACACUUGUGUUGAUGUAGCUUUGUUGAACAAACUUGAUGAAGUGGUUGGUUACCAGUUGCUGUAUUUUUUCUUAAAAAUAAGAAACAAUUUUCUUCUUUAAGAAGCAACAGUUUUAGUUUUGCAGGAAAGAGUACAGGGAGUGAUUUUGUGGAACUCUUAUUCUGAUAAUUAAACACAGCUAUUGGAUGUUUACAUCUAAUCUAAUUUCAUACUGAAGUCAAUGAUCUGUAGUUUAUCAGAAGGUUUAAAUCUGAUAAACACCUAAAGUGUUGUUACAGAAUUUAGCAAAAAAUAAUAAAACUGCUGUAGAUAUGAUAUUUUUCUAACAUUGCCUUGUUCCUCUCUGUUUUAUAUUUCUGUCUUCAUUGAUUUUUUUAGCAGUUUUCACUUUCCUGUAUCUGUCAGA